Molecule: messenger RNA, 753 nt
Organism: Brassica oleracea var. oleracea
Lineage: Eukaryota; Viridiplantae; Streptophyta; Magnoliopsida; Brassicales; Brassicaceae
Product: photosystem I reaction center subunit V, chloroplastic
Exons: 1
Coding region: 72-557 (161 amino acids)
Biological process (GO): photosynthesis
Cellular component (GO): chloroplast thylakoid membrane; photosystem I
Source: RefSeq, a predicted model, not a curated record
CUAAAGAUCAUAAAUCCAAAACCACUCAUUCUCUAUUGCACUGAAACACUCAGAAGAAGAAGAAGAUUAACAUGGCGACAAGCGCAUCUGCUUUGCUCGCUCCCACAACUUUCUCCACUGUAAUCUCUCAGAAAAACCCAAACUCCAUCUCCUUCCACGGCCUCCGUCCCCUCCGCCUCGGUGGCUCCUCCUCUGCCUUACCCAAGCUAUCCACCACCUCCGGAAGAAGAUCUUCCUCCUCCGCCGUCGUGAGAGCCGAGCUCAGCCCAUCCGUCGUCAUAAGCCUCAGCACCGGUCUCUCCCUCUUCCUAGGCCGGUUCGUCUUCUUCAACUUCCAGAGAGAGAACGUUGCCAAACAGGUGCCGGAGCAGAACGGUAAAACCCACUUCGAAGCAGGAGAUGAUCGUGCUAAGGAGUACGUAAGCCUCCUGAAGUCGAACGAUCCAGUUGGGUUCAACAUUGUUGAUGUUCUUGCUUGGGGUUCUAUUGGUCACAUCGUUGCUUACUAUGUCUUGGCCACUUCUAGCAAUGGCUAUGAUCCUAGCUUCUUUGGCUGAUUCUUUUUUCCAAUCAAUUUCUGUUUCGUGUGUAUGUAUAUGUUUGACUUGUAUCGCAAGCUACCUAUUCUAUUAUCCUUCUUUCCCUUCUCCUGUUGUUGUUUUUUUUGUUGUCAUCACCCUUUUUCUGUUGUUAUUUUAUGGGGCUUUGUCUCUUUUUUUUUUUUUGUGGUAAAAAUGUAAAGGGGCUUUGUCU